Molecule: messenger RNA, 492 nt
Organism: Pararge aegeria (speckled wood butterfly)
Lineage: Eukaryota; Metazoa; Arthropoda; Insecta; Lepidoptera; Nymphalidae
Exons: 3
Coding region: 7-483 (158 amino acids)
Source: RefSeq, a predicted model, not a curated record
CCAGAUAUGUGGAGAGUUGCUUUGGGCAAUUUUGUACUAUAUAUUUUACAUAAUGCAUCAUAUAGUGAGGCGUAUCUUGUGGGAGCUGGGUUUAAUGUACGCUUCGCACAAAUGCUCCAAACGGAUACCAAAUACAAGGUCCUAAGAGAAGAAAUGAUUAAAGCGAACACUCGUAAUUUGGCCUACCACUGCCGUGCCGACAAAAGUGAUUGCGAUGCGGCUCUCGCGAAAAUGCGGUACAAAGCCAGUAAACACUUCUACGCUUUGUCUAAGGCUGUAGUCGACUACGUGAAGAACAGAAGACAAGCACGUCCUACAGGCUAUGUUGGUACGGCGACCUUCUGCCAGGACAACAUAUGCGUGCCCGACACCGAUCCGCCCAUCGUGUAUGGAGGCUGCUACACCCUCAUCUCGUGCGGCGGGAACCAGACCUGGCAUCUGGACCCCGUGGUCUACAAGAAGAGGAAAAACAAAUAUUACUGACCAUGAAAA